UCGAAGUAAGGGGUCAGACACGCAGCAACAGUGAACGGACGCACGCUACCAUCUCUCGGAAUCCUGGAAACUGAACUUGUCAGUUUGUGUCUUAUUACUAUAGUAGUCUAUCGGUUACUGUAUUUUUCAUUAUUUAUGAAUUGCCAUCUGGCAGUGUUUGGUUUGGAUACAUUUGUGCUAACUACAAGGCAAAAUAGUCCUGCACAGCUAGUAGCUGGCUAACUAGUUAGCUACACAAGCAUACGAACUGAGCCUUGCUCGGGAGGCAGAGUGCAGCAUCGUUUGAUGGAUCCGAGAAUUUCCUGGUUUCAGCCAGAACAGCUCGGACCUGCAAACAGCCUGUGGAUGCAGAUUUGGGAGACGACGCAAGGUCUGGGGAAUCUGUACUUUAACAACAACUACAGCACCGGCUCUGGUACGUCAAGUCCGAAACAGAACAGUAACGGGGGGACGAUUAACGUGAUCACGCCUACUAAGACCGGGGCUGCCAGUGCAGGCACCAGUGAGUCCACGAACCAGGGGAUGUCAAACUCAAGGACCCAAACUGAAAUCGUGGAGCAACGAGACUUUAUACCUUUGGAAACCAAUAAUAACCACAACAACCGAGCGGUGGGGAUGGGCGGAGGAGGAGGGGUAGUGGGUGGUGGUGGGGUCCUUGGUGGCUGGAGAGGGGGCUCGGACAACGGGCAUCGCAACAAAAGGAAAAGAGAUAACAAGGCAAGCACUUUCGGCUUCAACAGUAGCCUCCUGCUCAACAGCCCCGGAGCUGAUGAGGUCGGGGGCGGUGGAGGUUACACGGGCACGCCUUGGAAGGCAAGGAACUACUCCGACGGGAUUUUGGGGCUGCAUGAGGAGAUCAAGGACUUCUAUGAAUACAUGUCCCCUCGGCCAGAGGAAGAGAGGAUGAGGAUGGAGGUGGUGGAGAGGAUUGAGGGGGUCAUCAAGGACUUGUGGCCCAGUGCUGAUGUUCAGGUGUUUGGAAGUUUUAGCACUGGACUCUAUUUACCAACAAGUGAUAUCGAUCUAGUGGUGUUUGGGAAGUGGGACAACCUGCCCCUGUGGACUUUGGAAGAAGCCCUGCGGAAGCGAAACGUGGCCGACGAGAAUUCCAUCAAAGUGCUGGACAAGGCCACGGUGCCUAUCAUCAAGCUCACGGAUUUACACACCGAAGUCAAAGUGGACAUCAGCUUCAACGUGCAGAACGGCGUCAAAGCGGCUGUCCUCAUCAAAGAGUUCAAAAAGAAAUACCCUGUGCUUCCCUACUUGGUUCUGGUGCUGAAGCAGUUCCUGCUGCAGAGGGACCUGAAUGAAGUGUUCACUGGAGGCAUCGGGUCGUACAGCCUUUUCCUCAUGGCCGUCAGCUUCCUGCAGCUGCACUACAGAGAAGAUGCCAGCAGCCCCAACACCAACAUCGGGGUUCUGUUGAUAGAAUUCUUUGAGCUAUAUGGGAGACAUUUCAACUACCUGAAGACGGGGAUCCGGAUAAAAGAUGGCGGAUGCUAUGUGGCCAAAGAUGAGGUGCAGAAGAACAUGGUAGAUGGCUAUCGCCCCUCAAUGCUCUACAUUGAAGAUCCCCUGCAGCCAGGCAAUGAUGUUGGCCGCAGCUCAUACGGUGCCAUGCAAGUGAAACAGGCUUUCGACUAUGCCUACGUAGUGCUUAGCCACGCGGUGUCCCCCAUUGCCAAAUACUAUCCCAACAAUGAGUCAGAGAGCAUACUUGGCCGUAUUAUCCGAGUAACCCAGGAAGUGGCAGAAUACAGGGACUGGAUCACUAAACACUGGGGGGCCCAGUCUCAAAACGACCCCUCCUUUAAUGAGAAUGACUUGACGUUGCUUGUGGAGCCGCGGCAGCUGGACAAGUGCAACAACAACUUGUCUAAGGAAGUGGUGGUGCUGCCCAAGGUCUCCCGCAGCAACCACUCCUCCAACUCCUCGUCCCCGCCCCCUUCCUCGCCUUCCUCUUCCUCCUCCUCGGCUUCAUCACCCUCCUCCACAGCCUCCAGCUCCAGUGACGCUGACUCUGAUGGAACCCCCUGUAAAACGGUGAAGCAGCUGGCUGGGCGGGGCUCUAGCUCACACAGAGAGACCUCCGGGGGUGCGUCCACACACAGAGCACAGGGCCACUCUCACAGCAGCCCCACCAGCAACAUCAACAAGAGCAAGACAGGAAACAGACAAUUUCGCCCUACUAGCAAAAGUGCUCAGGGACAGCAGAGUGCCUCCGCCACCAGCAAGGCCCACCAAAGCAACAAGCCACAUCACCAGGGCAAUGGCAAGAAGAGGAAACCCCAGCGUGAGGCUGUGCAUACAAACCUCUGCAGAUAGGGGGCGCCGCCACCUCCAUAUGACUGCCAACCUGUCCUAAAUCUGCUGCAGGACCCUUUCUUAUGGGAUUGUUGGUAGUAGUAAGCAUUUUUAUUAAGGGAUGCUAUUUUGUAACUGAAAGGAACAAAAACAUAGACAAAGGGCACACGUUCCUUGAUUUGAACUGAGAUAAUGAAAGACCUUUGUUUUUAUGACACACACUGCCCUUCUGUGGAGCUUCUCCCAACCUCAUCAACUAGUCUUAUGCCACUGCAGGGCGCCCCCUGGUGUCUGAGAGGAGCAGAGCAUGGCUCCUGGAAACAGAAUCCCUGGAAUUCUGAACCCCUACAAUCAACUACAGCAAGA
This is a messenger RNA of Megalops cyprinoides (Indo-Pacific tarpon), 2670 nucleotides long. RefSeq names its product terminal nucleotidyltransferase 4B (gene tent4b). Gene Ontology annotation, molecular function: mRNA binding; poly(A) RNA polymerase activity. Gene Ontology annotation, biological process: RNA 3'-end processing. The record is from RefSeq and is a predicted model, not a curated record. Gene Ontology annotation, cellular component: TRAMP complex; nucleolus. The transcript has 12 exons. The coding region runs from base 286 to 2325 and encodes 679 amino acids. Lineage: Eukaryota; Metazoa; Chordata; Actinopteri; Elopiformes; Megalopidae.